CUCACUCCUCCACUCAUUCUGGCCAAGCUCCAUUCCUCAAUCUCCUCCUCUCUCUCUCUCUCUCUCUCUAAACCGAACUGAACCUCAAAGCCUUUCACACUCUCCUCUCACAAUUCAAAACUUCGAAAAUCAAAUUUCCGUUACGAAAUGAAAUUCCGAUCGAUCCGAGCGAUACAGAGCCUCGAAAUGGCGCCGGCUCGCCUGAAGACAACGAAGAAGCUCCGGUCGGAGCUACCUCGCCGGAGGCGAACUCAGAUCUCUCCGAUUCUCUACUCGUCGCAGAAACCGAAUGCUCGCUGCAGUGAGGCCUCUGGUUUCUCUGUGAACUCGUACUUCGGCGGCGAAAUUUCGUGCGAGUCGAGCAGAGUUUCCGUUGGAUCGGAGAGUGAGGUGAGGUCGAGUUUGAAGAAGAGAAGCUUCGGCGAAACCGAAGCGCCUUCUCGGAAAGUUACUCGAUCGAGUUAUGGAGGAAAGGCGGUGAAGAUACCGGCCGCCGGAGACGGUGAAGUUGAGGCUUCGGAGUCGUCGUGCGUGGAGUCUAAUUCCGGAGCUGAUUUUGGAGGCUUCGUUGAGAGAAAGUUGAAGCUGAAGACUAAGAGCGGAAUUGCGAAGGUAAUGGGAGGUUCUGAAGCAGUUACCGAAUCAGCGAUUUCCGAGUCCGAUAAGGUCUCACUGAAAUUCAAGGAGCAAGAGGUCAUUUCACUCAACUCUGGCUUGCAAUUGUGCUCGGAAGCGACAGUAUCGGAGAGUAAGACGGCGAAAGACGGCGGUAACAGAGCACCGGAAUUUGAAUUCCACGGAGCGUCGAGCAACUACUUCGGUGAGAAUUUCGCCGUUUCAAACUCGGAAUCGACCAUAGAGCAGAGGCCACAGAGCUUUGGAUUGGACUCCGAUUUCGCUUGUACCGAGCAGUUCUGUUAUGACGACGGCUCCGAGUACUCUUCCAGUCAGACACUCUCGGAUUUCCAAUCGGAUCCUUUCCAGGAAAACUCGGAAAUAGAAUUCUCCGAUUACACGCCGUCGUUUUUCACCGAUUCUGGAAGCCAAUUCUCUCAGGGUUCAGUCGGAGACUCACCGUCACCUACUUUCGCCUUGCUUCUAAAAUACAGAGAAAAGUUUUCGAGAUCAGUCACUGCUUUAGAUCUCAACGCAGCUCCACGCGUUAACGAAGCGUAUAAGCAUGAAUCCACAUUUCUCAAGUUCGGAGACGAUGAGGUGGAAGAGAGCUAUCAGAUGCUGAGGAAUAGAGAGAGGCUGAAAGUGUUUCUGCGUGACUACACCGAGGACUACUCUUCCACGACGGAGUACGGCGGCCUGAUUCUCCAGCAACGGUCGUACAUGGUCCGGUGGAUCAUUGAGAUAUCUACUGCAACUGGACUACAGCAGGAGACCAAGUUUCUAGGUGUGAACCUCCUUGACCGAUUUUUAAGCAAAGGAUUUUUCAAGAGCAAAAGGAUCCUUCAGAUUGUUGGAAUUGCCUGUCUAACAUUGGCCACCAGGAUAGAAGAAAAUCAGCCCUACAACAGUGUGCGGGAAAAGAGUUUCUAUGUAGGAAGCAAUUUGUACAGCAGAUGUGAAGUGGUGGCAAUGGAAUGGCUAGUGCUGGAGGUCCUCAACUUCCAGUGCUUUCUGCCCACCAUCUAUAACUUCUUAUGGUUCUACCUGAAAGCUGCUGAAGCUGAUGAAGAGGUGGAGACGAGGGCCAAGUACCUGGCAGGGCUGCAGCUUUCGGACCCUGUGCAGUUAUGCUACUGGCCCUCAACAGUUGCAGCUGCACUCGUCAUCCUGGCUUCUUUACAAGGAAAUGAUGCAUCCCCCCAACAAGUCCUAGACACUCAUGUGAGAACAGACGGUGAUGAUUUACAUGAAUGCAUAGAGAGCCUAGAGCGGUUUUUGAGGCGUUUGAUAGCAUGCUAAGAUGUACACGCACACCGACAUCACUAUUCUGAUUGCUGACUCUCCCCUCAAGCAAAGCCAUAUCGGGAAGGUAGAUCGCGGAUAACUCUUCUAAGGCCUGAUCACUAGGUAAAACAUAUCUGAUCCUUUUGUCAAUAAUAGGACAGUGUUGCUAGAAUUACACUUUUCUUAAAAGUUGUAGACAGAGUUUGUAAAUGUUGAUGGCCUGCUAAGGACCGUAAGUUGAUUGAAACUCUUCUGUGUUGAAAAGUUCAUCAGCGCUCAAUGACUACUCAUUACAAAAGAAAUUACCGGGUGGUUCAGGAAAACAAAACGUUUUCGCUGUUCAGUUUCUCAAGUUUCCUUAUCGUUUAGAGGAGAUGUCUUAGGUUGUUUAGCAUGUAUCACAUUCUAUCAUAUACUGGCUGCUUUGCUAAGGAUUGAAGCGAUGAUACUAACUUUAACAAUGGAAACAUUAAUACCUUGCAUGUCUAUGUUAUUUUUUUUCUUUCUGAAAUAGUAUGUCAUAAGGGCAUUGAAAUAUCAAACAUGCCACCUAAAGUUUUGAAAGUUUGUAUGUCUUUUGCGAGCAAAGAAGUCAGCUUUACACUUCUGUAACCAGUUGUGAAUAGUAACAUGUCCUUUUAAUUUUCCCGACCAGAAAAAUGCCCUUUUUAUUUUCGACCAACUUCUUUGCAAGGUGUUCCUCUUUGAAUUUAGAAGUGUUAGCAUCAUGUCCAUCCUCUUUGGAGAUGGACCAGUCCUUUCCUCACUAAAGAGCUGAUCAUGGAUAGUAAAGCGCAGUCAGCAACCAUUUCACCAUGCUCCCUCUUCCUUCAUUUUCCACUAGUCCAACCAUAAAUGAAUCUUAUUUCAAGUUUCAACAAUACCAUUCAUCUCUCGUAGCCUAUCUCUUCAAUCCUCUCAAGUACACCUCUCCAGUCAUUCUUGGAGUCACAUUAGCAUUUGCACUAGCUUUCUUGCAAAUAAAUAAAGCCAUGUCCAUGAUUGCACUAGGUAACAGUUUCUAGUUCUUUCUUUCUUUUCUGAAUCUAUUGAUGCCUU
Rosa chinensis is the source of this 2961-nucleotide messenger RNA. RefSeq names its product cyclin-SDS. Lineage: Eukaryota; Viridiplantae; Streptophyta; Magnoliopsida; Rosales; Rosaceae. The record is from RefSeq and is a predicted model, not a curated record. Gene Ontology annotation, biological process: regulation of cyclin-dependent protein serine/threonine kinase activity; mitotic cell cycle phase transition. Bases 148 to 1917 code for a protein of 589 amino acids. Gene Ontology annotation, cellular component: nucleus; cytoplasm; cyclin-dependent protein kinase holoenzyme complex. The transcript is spliced from 7 exons. Gene Ontology annotation, molecular function: cyclin-dependent protein serine/threonine kinase regulator activity.